Messenger RNA from Penicillium longicatenatum, 951 nucleotides. RefSeq lists its product as uncharacterized. The transcript has a single exon. Bases 1 to 951 code for a protein of 316 amino acids. NCBI's taxonomy places the organism in Eukaryota, Fungi, Ascomycota, Eurotiomycetes, Eurotiales, Aspergillaceae. The record is from RefSeq and is a predicted model, not a curated record.
AUGGCUUCUUCUCUCACUACUAUUAUCUUCGGCCCUACAGGCCAAGUCGGCUCUGCGACUGCUCGAGCUGUGCAAAGUCUCGGUGCAAAGGUGGUCCUUGCUUUGCGUGAUCCCAAUAAGCCUAUUCCAGACCUCACCUCAGAACAGGAAAAGGCCGGAGGAUAUCGAAGGGUUCAAGCAGAUCUUACUAAGCCUGAGACCAUCGAGGCUGCUGUGCGCGCCACCGAAGCCAAGCGCGCAUUCAUAUAUCUCGCCUAUGGUUCUCCCGACUAUAUGAGACAGACUAUUGAGUCGCUAAAGGCCUCCGGUAUCGAGUUUGUUGUUUUCUUGAGUAGUAUCUCAGUGCAAGGAGACAUCAGGAAGGUUUCAACGGCAGAGUACAUACCAUAUGCACAUGCACAGGUCGAGGUCAAUCUUGACGAAGUCUUUGGAAGCGAUUGCUAUGCAGCCAUUCGACCUGGUUUCUUUGACUCCAAUGCACUGUGGUGGCGAGGUAUGAUUCAGGAGGGGGAUGUGAAGAUGGCAUACCCAGAUGCCGAGCUCGACUGGAUCUCACCCGACGACAUCGGUAAAGUGGCGGGAACGGUCCUGGUGAAAGGGAUUCUGGCAACUGAAGGCGCCAAAGAGCGCACCAUCAUUCCUCUUUGUGGACCGAAGCUAGUGUCUCAAAGAGAUGCUGUGAAGAUCUUUGGCGACGCGAUUGGAAAAAAUAUCACGGUCACUGAGGUGGACGAAAAGCAAGGUCUUGAAGUCAUGUUGGAAAAUGGUGUACCAGAAUUUGCUGCCGGGCCAAUAAUCGAGUCGCUUAGACCAAAGGCAAAUGGCAAGGAUGUCUUUGAUCCCUUCCACGGCGAAGGACACACAAAGGCGGUCGAAAAUCUUCACAAGUAUGCCUGGGCUGUCUCAAGCCUGGAAGAAUGGGCCAAGGCAAACAGACAUAUCUUUUUAUGA